AUGUCGACUAUCCUGCCUGGUGAGGCAGUGCCUGCGCAGCAUGUUAACUUAAAACUUGGGCCGGGCUUAUUGCAACUAUCAAGCGCGGACGGAAAGUCGUCCAUUAUCUCCACUCGUGCAGGCGAGUUGAAUCACUCAGCAAACCGAAGCAGAUGGUGGAUAGAGAGUAAUGCGCGACGGUAUGUACCCGCUUCUCAAGAGUCAGUCAUUGGUGUUGUGAUUGCAAGAAGCGGGGAAAAUUGGCGGGUGGAUAUUGGCGCAGCCCAUAUGGCAACGCUAGAUGGGCUUGCUUUCGAGGGCGCGACAAAGAGGAAUCGACCUAAUCUUAAGGUUGGGUCUCUGCUCUAUGCGCGCGUCUCGUUGGCGCACAAGGAUAUGGAGCCAGAACUAGAAUGUUUUGAUGCGCAGACCCGUAAAGCGGAGGGGUUCGGAGAGCUCAAAGGUGGUUUCGUCGUACACUGCAGUCUCAAGAUGUGUCGGCAUUUGCUGGAUCCUAAACACUUUUUGCUCCCCAUGCUCGGCGCACAAUUCCCGCUAGAGACGGCGACUGGGUUGAAUGGACGAGUGUGGAUAAACGCAAAAGAGGCAAAGACCAUCAUUGCAGUGUCGCGUUGUAUUGAAGCCGUAGAUUCAGACGGCGGUGGUAUGGACGAGGCAAGUGCAAAGCACUUUCUAGGAACACUAGAUAUUUGA
This is a messenger RNA of Fibroporia radiculosa, 693 nucleotides long. RefSeq lists its product as uncharacterized. The record is from RefSeq and is a predicted model, not a curated record. Gene Ontology annotation, cellular component: nuclear exosome (RNase complex); cytoplasmic exosome (RNase complex). Gene Ontology annotation, molecular function: RNA binding. Gene Ontology annotation, biological process: poly(A)-dependent snoRNA 3'-end processing; U4 snRNA 3'-end processing; CUT catabolic process. Bases 1 to 693 code for a protein of 230 amino acids. NCBI's taxonomy places the organism in Eukaryota, Fungi, Basidiomycota, Agaricomycetes, Polyporales, Fibroporiaceae. The transcript has 4 exons.